AUGGCGGAACCGAUGACAUGGGGCAAAGAUGCUGGAUGCGACUUUCUGACCAAGACGUGUGUAGCAGAGAGCCAUACUCAAUACCCCCAGAUGUUCUGCAAUGCAGCAGAUACGGCACUCCGUUGUACGUCUGAUCGCUUUGCCGUAGGGCAUUGCUCUUCGCUCGGUGGGAAUGUUGGUGAGUUUGGGGAGACAUGCCCAACUGUUGCAGAGUAUUUUACAAAGGAUGACUCUCCUAAUACCAGUGUAUGUGGCUCAAAACAGAAAAUGAAUCUCUCUGUGUCACUUUCGGACAGCAAUUCGUGGUGCUUGGAUACGGUGGCGUUGCCCUCAACUACGGUGGGGAGCGGCACUCCUCCUAUUACCGGUGGUGUGUGUGCAAAUGUGAAAUGCACCGACGGCAGGGUGCAGGUGCAGCUGGAAGGGAGCGACGGCACUAAGGGGUGGCAGAACUGCCCUGAGGGCACAUCCAUUCCGCUGACGACGACGACGACGCCUUCUUCCUUAUCGGGAAAAAGUAUUCUGUGCCCCAAGUUCGGCGAGGUGUGCACCAUCCACCCCGACGGAAGCAGCAAAUUUGGAACCGUAUAUGUGGAACCGCCACCGGUAAAGGCACCUGAACCAGCGGCACCAGCACCUGAACCCGUUGCACAACCCCCAGUUGUUAAAGACCCGCCUGCCGCUGUGGACCAAAAAUCGGAGGACACAGUGAGGAACGCGACUCCUGCCACUACAGACACCNCCCGCCUGCCGCUGUGGACCAAAAAUCGGAGGACACAGUGA
Molecule: messenger RNA, 783 nt
Organism: Trypanosoma grayi
Lineage: Eukaryota; Euglenozoa; Kinetoplastea; Trypanosomatida; Trypanosomatidae
Product: putative surface protease GP63
Exons: 1
Coding region: 1-783 (260 amino acids)
Biological process (GO): cell adhesion; proteolysis
Cellular component (GO): membrane
Molecular function (GO): metalloendopeptidase activity
Source: RefSeq, a predicted model, not a curated record